This is a messenger RNA of Babesia bovis T2Bo, 1662 nucleotides long. Its product is annotated as Di-sulfide bridge nucleocytoplasmic transport domain family protein. Gene Ontology annotation, cellular component: nuclear membrane; nuclear envelope. Gene Ontology annotation, biological process: lipid homeostasis; nuclear envelope organization. The record is from RefSeq and is a predicted model, not a curated record. The transcript has a single exon. The coding region runs from base 36 to 1637 and encodes 533 amino acids. Lineage: Eukaryota; Apicomplexa; Aconoidasida; Piroplasmida; Babesiidae.
AUAACAAGACCUUCUGAGGUGUACAUAACAUAAGCAUGGGUAAAACUAGAUAUAAUAAGAACCCCGAUGUGGGUGACACUUUGGCGGAUUUGAGUGCCUUAAGCAUCGCAAGUAAUGGUAAGAACCCAUCCAGGGAUGAUGGCUAUGCCAAUGGAUGUCGUAGUCCUUCAGGAAAAGCAGCGGAACAAGAUCAAUCUGAUGAUGAUAUCCUGUUUGUAGGGACUAACAUAAAGGUAAAGGUCGAUAAAGAUGAACCCAUGGAUAGCGAAUACCAUAUACCACAGCAACCAGCAGAUGAUAUCCAUGGUAAUACACAUCAAGACAUAGACAACGAAUAUAUAAAUAACGAAGACAUUGAACAAUUCAAUGCAUUACAUAUGUCAAAGAAAUAUGAGAAUAUGAACAAUAACCCAACCGCGAAAUUGUAUUCCGGGGAAGAUGGUGAACGGGAUAAUAACGGACAAGCAUCUAAGAUAUCGAAAAAUGAAUUGCAAACACCACAAACUGGAUUUUUACUUAACUUCUUCAGAGGGAAAGGAGCUAAAGCUACAUUAAGGUCUAUAGUCAAGGGCAAAGCCGUAUACAACAAGGUAAUUGAUCUGGAUGCAGAUGGAGGAACACCAUGUGAAUUCGAAGAUAUCAACGAUGCACUGGAUCAUAUCGCAAAUACAAGAUCGGCACAUUAUAAACCACCAUCAGUUGCCGGCUCAGUCUCUAAUCAAUCAACAGAAUCCAGUAGGAGACGAAGGGAAUUGUACCCUGAUUAUAGGCAUAAAUAUGAUUAUGCGCCACGUAGAUACUCUCCCGGCUAUGGAAUAACGGGAUUAGGAAGAAUCGACCCAUCGCAAAUUGCACUCUCCAAUAUUAAACAGAAUGACAAUGGAGACUAUCGCAUCAUGUCACCCGAAAUAUUCAACGGAUGGGUUAGAGCGUUCUUUAACGUUGCAGUCACCUCGGUGAUACUGUAUAUUGGAUUCGUAUUCAUCAUGGCCAUUGGCAAGGAUAUAGCAAAUGGACUUGAAAAAAGAAGACAAAUGGUCAAAGCAGAAGCUAUGAUGUGCCAAGAACUAUACAAGAAAAACAGAUGUAGAACUGUUAAUAUACCGGCAUUGGAACAACAAUGCCGUGAAUGGGAAACUUGUAUGUACAAGGAUGCAAUUCUGUACGAUGAUGCAUCUUUUUUAUCAGCAGAAGUACUGGGCGGUGUUAUAAACAAGUUUGUAUCCCAGUUAGAUGCACGCACGGUUGGAAUUGUAGUGAUUACUUUUUUAGCGUUUUUCGUAGGCAGUAACUGUGCACUGUCAAUGUCAUCACGACCCUCUAACCCGGGAUGGUUCAGAAGAUUGUUUACCAGAAACAGACAGCCAUCGGAUGGCUCGGAUGUACUCCCAAACGGUAGUAUUCUAUCCCAACAACAGAUGUUGCAAGCGAUGCAAAAUCCAUAUUUGCAACCAAAUUACCUUAUCAUGGGCAGCUACCCAUAUGUAAGCCCAAGCUGCUAUUCAGGGGGAUACCGCCCAUCAGCAAUGACCUAUUACCAUGAUGACCAUGAUGGGUCAGGUAGUUGGUCAACCAAGCAUGGACGUACCAGUGCAUGGAAAAGAAGAUUUACAUCACCAUGGGUUGAUCAAGAGUAGAUCAAAACAGGGUAAGCACAGAAUU